AUGUUUAUGGAGGAGAUUGUUGACCAUCAUAGUAUGAAAGUAAAAGGGUUCAAGAAAAGUAUAAAAAAGAAGUAUAACCUCAACUGUACAAACUCUCAAAUGUAUAGAGCAAAGGAGAAGGCAGAGGAAGCAGUCAAAGGGUCAUAUGCAAAGAUGUUUGCAAGAUUAAGAGACUAUUGUGCUACACUUCUUCAAAAAAAUCCAAGUUCAGUGGCAUUUCUUGUAACUGAAAAAUCCCAACUUUGUAAAAGCCCAAUUUUCAAGAGGAUGUUUGUGAUGUUUACUACACAAAAGAAAGAUUUUGUAAAUACAUGUAAGCCUGUAAUAGGGUUGGAUGCAUGUCACCUUAAGAUGGUCAUGGGAGGGCAGCUUAUGUUUGUAAUUUGUAAGGAUGCUAAUAAUCAGAUGUUCCCAAUUACUAUGGCUCUUGUUGAAUCUGAGUGUAAAGAUAGUUGGGGUUGGUUUUUGGACAGCCUUACUGAUGCCAUUGGGACUCCACUUGAAAGGGGUUGGGUAUUUCUGUCAGAUAGACAAAAGGGAUUAAUUGAUUUCAUUAAGAAUAUGUACUCGGAGUUGAGCAUCGAUUUUACGUUAGGCAUAUUUCAAAUGUCUUGCAUAUGCAAUGAGUGGAAAAUGACAGGAAUUCCAUGUGUCCAUGCCUGUGUUGGACUUGUGCAAGACAAUAAGAAUCCGUAUGCAUAUGUUGAUAAUUGCUACUCAGUGAAAACAUAUAAAAAGGCAUAUUCAUGA
Molecule: messenger RNA, 750 nt
Organism: Coffea arabica (coffee)
Lineage: Eukaryota; Viridiplantae; Streptophyta; Magnoliopsida; Gentianales; Rubiaceae
Source: RefSeq, a predicted model, not a curated record